UCCACUUCACUUUCAGAGCGGAUUUGCCACAAUAGAGAGCCUAAUAACAAUUCAGUUUGUAUGGACCUACAUGUCAUUUUGAUAAAUUUAAUCUUUGCUGAUUUGAAUAAACUAAGGGGCAUUAAUUGGGUAGAUGUCUAAGAAAUAGCUUUAAUGGAUUUUCGACUAUAGAGGACAGUUGUAAGAGUAAGACACGGCAGUCUUUACAAAGUUGGAGAAAGUAUUUCCAAAAUGGGUCAGCGCCUAAGUGAGGAUAGUGACCAGGACAAGGAAAUUGAUGUGGCAGAGUUGCAGGAGUGGUACAAAAAGUUUGUUGUGGAAUGUCCAAGUGGAACUCUCUUCAUGCACGAGUUCAAAAGCUUUUUUGGUGUUACUCACAACAAGGAGGCUGCAGAAUACAUUGAACAGAUGUUUCGAGCCUUUGACAAGAAUGGAGACAACACGAUUGACUUUCUGGAGUACGUGGCAGCCUUGAACUUAGUGCUGAGGGGAAAACUGGAACAUAAGCUUAAAUGGACGUUCAAAAUGUACGAUAAAGAUGGAAGUGGAUGCAUCGACAAAACAGAACUUCUUGAAAUUGUUGAGUCUAUUUAUCGACUUAAGAAAGCCUGCCAUGGGGAACUGGAUGAGGAAUGCAAUCUACUGACUCCAGACCAAGUGGUUGACCGGAUAUUUGAGCUGGUUGAUGAAAAUGGAGAUGGCGAGCUCUCACUGGACGAGUUCAUCGAUGGAGCACGGAGGGAUAAAUGGGUGAUGAAGAUGCUUCAAAUGGAUGUGAACCCAGGGGACUGGAUCAACGAGCGAAGACGCAGUGCUGACUUCUAAUUCUGUCAUUCAACACAAAUCCUCUGUGCAUAUCCAAUGUCAUUACAACUUGAUAUCUAUUCCAAUCAGUGUGUAUAUUGCAAAACAGUCAUCCUGGCAUUGUACAGUUUACUAUACUAUCAUAUCAGAUUCAGAUAUUCAUCCACAACAGUUUUUGCUUUUGCUUGUAAAUAGCUUAUGUUACUACUCAUUUUUCGUCAAAUCCCAUAUUUGAGUAAUUGAGUAGUGUAGUAGUUUUACUGUAUCAUCUGCUAACUGUGGUCUUACAGGUCUGUUUAUGUGUCUGUAUUUUAUAGAUACUACAGAUCUAGGCACUUUUGUUUAGCCUAUUUCUUUGUAAAGAGCUUAAAUAUUAUUCAAUAAAACUUAAACUUGGACAAACA
Sphaeramia orbicularis (orbiculate cardinalfish) is the source of this 1208-nucleotide messenger RNA. It is a transcript of the gene guca1b, whose product is annotated as guanylate cyclase activator 1B. Gene Ontology annotation, biological process: visual perception. Gene Ontology annotation, cellular component: cone photoreceptor outer segment; photoreceptor inner segment. Gene Ontology annotation, molecular function: calcium sensitive guanylate cyclase activator activity; calcium ion binding. The record is from RefSeq and is a predicted model, not a curated record. The transcript has 4 exons. NCBI's taxonomy places the organism in Eukaryota, Metazoa, Chordata, Actinopteri, Kurtiformes, Apogonidae. Bases 232 to 825 code for a protein of 197 amino acids.